Zeugodacus cucurbitae (melon fly) is the source of this 541-nucleotide messenger RNA. RefSeq names its product anaphase-promoting complex subunit 11 (gene lmgA). NCBI's taxonomy places the organism in Eukaryota, Metazoa, Arthropoda, Insecta, Diptera, Tephritidae. The transcript has 2 exons. Gene Ontology annotation, molecular function: zinc ion binding; cullin family protein binding; ubiquitin protein ligase activity. Bases 166 to 423 code for a protein of 85 amino acids. Gene Ontology annotation, biological process: positive regulation of mitotic metaphase/anaphase transition; protein ubiquitination; anaphase-promoting complex-dependent catabolic process. The record is from RefSeq and is a predicted model, not a curated record. Gene Ontology annotation, cellular component: anaphase-promoting complex; nucleus.
ACUAUCUGGCAACUCUAACGUAGAAACAGAGGCAGAAAACACAAAAAGGGCCAGGACAAAAGUGUGAAAAUUUUCGUGAAAAUUUCAUUUUGAGAGCUCUUAAUAAACAAAUAUUGUGCUGUGUAUUUUGUAAUUGUUCUUCUCAAUGAUUCUAAUGUUUACAAAAUGAAACUGACAAUUAAAUCAUGGACUGGCGUAGCAACUUGGCGAUGGAUCGCAAAUGAUGAAAAUUGCGGCAUCUGUCGAAUGUCUUUCGAGAGUACCUGUCCGGAGUGUGCGCUACCUGGUGACGAUUGUCCUUUAGUGUGGGGCGUGUGCUCACACUGUUUUCAUAUGCACUGCAUUGUUAAGUGGUUGAAUUUGCAAACUAUGAAUAAGCAAUGUCCCAUGUGCCGCCAAAGUUGGAAAUUCAAUAUACAUUGAGUCGCAGCAUUUGCUUGUUUGCCAGAGAAGAAUAAUAAUAAUAAUUUCGUAAAAGUCAUUAUAGUGUAUUAUAAAUAUAUGCGAGUGUAACGCGUGAAUAAAAUCAAUAACAAAUUUA